Frankliniella occidentalis (western flower thrips) is the source of this 5467-nucleotide messenger RNA. It is a transcript of the gene Ranbp21, whose product is annotated as exportin-5. Gene Ontology annotation, molecular function: small GTPase binding; RNA binding; nuclear export signal receptor activity. The record is from RefSeq and is a predicted model, not a curated record. Lineage: Eukaryota; Metazoa; Arthropoda; Insecta; Thysanoptera; Thripidae. Gene Ontology annotation, biological process: protein export from nucleus; RNA export from nucleus. Gene Ontology annotation, cellular component: nucleus; cytoplasm; RNA nuclear export complex. The coding region runs from base 502 to 4194 and encodes 1230 amino acids. The transcript is spliced from 17 exons.
CACUAUUCUUUCGCUGGGAAGACUAGGCGCGGCGCCCACGUCGUCCCACCCACGUCGCACGGGGAACGCACAGAUCCAGCCCGCCGAGCGCACGGGUCGGCACAGGAAAAGUAACGCGGAAGGCACAGAUUUGCACUCGUCUGCACCGAGAAGGCGCGGUUUUGCACGCAUAUUUUUUGACAAGGGAGGCUCUCGUGAGCCUCAUCCUUUCCUUCCUGCCCGGGGCCCGGGGCCCGGGGCCACCCCUGCGAGCGUGAACUCAAGAGAUGCUUAUUGUCAGUUCUGAUCUGGCUUCUGUGAAUAACGUGCGGUUGCGGUCUGAGCAGGUCCACGAAGGCCUUCGGGGUUGUUAUUCUUGCAUUUUGGGGGCUUUAAAGCUCUGAAUUUGCUGCAUAUUUGUUGCGGUUGACUGAAAAUUUGUGUCUUGACAGAUUUUGAAGGUGAGCGUUACUUUUGCGGCAUGGUUGAUGAUGUUCUGUGAGAUAGAUACAGUUUGGCCAGAUGGCUGCUCCAAUGGGUGUGACAGAGCUCAAUGUUGCUGUGUCACAAGUCGCUGUUGAACUUGUACGAGCCAUUGAAAUUACUAUGGAUCCAUCAGUACCUCAUCCCCAGCGGCUAGAAGCAUACAACCAUUGUGAAACUUUCAAAGACAAAUCUCCGUACUGUGUUCAAUGUGGUCUUUAUCUUGCUCAACAAAAACAACUUUCUGAACAUGUGCAACAUUUUGGCCUUCAAUUAAUGGAAUACUGUAUAAAGUACAGAUGGUAUGAUCUGCCCCAGGGUGAAAAAAUCUUUAUCAAGGAAAAUGCCAUGAAGUUAUUAAGUGAAGGAAUGCCAAUAAACUCUCCAAACCAUAUGAAGGAUGCGAUUUCUCGUAUAGUCGUGGAGAUGGUGAAGCGAGAGUGGCCUCAGCAGUGGCCAGGCUUGAUGAGUGAGCUUAGUCACAUCAGCUCUCUUGGGGAGAGUCAGACCGAGCUUGUGCUUCUGGUGUUUUUGAGACUUGUUGAAGAUGUUCACACCUUACAGACUUUGGAUUCAAACCAACGUCGAAAAGAUCUGUACCAAGCUCUUACUAUGAACCUAUCGGAAAUCUUCAGCUUUUUUGUCAGGCUUAUUGAAACCCAUGUUAACAAGUACAGAGAAUUAACAGCUCAAGGAACUAGAACAGAGGAUAUCUUACCCCAUCGUAGUGUUGUACAAACAGUACUGCUCACCCUAACUGGAUUUCUAGAAUGGGUUCCCGUUACUCAUAUAAUGGCUGAGGAAGGUCGUUUGCUUCGUGACCUUUGUCUUCUCCUUGAUCAUAAAGACUUUCAAUGUGCUGCAGCUGAGUGCUUGCUACUUAUCGUCAGCCGUAAAGGGAAACCAGAAGAUCGUAAGCCUUUUAUGGUUCUCUUUGGGAAUGAAGUGAUGGCUUGCAUGUUCAGGUCUGCAUGUAGCAGCUCUCCUACCGAUGAAGCUGAUUACAAAUACCUCAAGGUUCUUGCUCAGGUCCUGGCGGGCUUGGGCUUGCUACUGUGUGCUGUGUGGGGUAAAGAUGAGGGACCAUCGGCUCAACCAUCUAGCUUUGGGACAUUUCUUGAUAUCAUUCUAAGCUUUACUCGUCAUCCCAGCCUUACUUUGACACGAACUGUGUCAGAACUGUGGGGUGCUUUGUUUAGACAUGACUCAAUUUCAAGGCAACCUAUUAUGCUAGAGUUCAUCCCUAAAUGGGUGGAAGCUGCUGCCCCAAAAGCCAUCAAGGUCUUGUACCCUUCUAAGAGAACUACCAUAAUCACAGCGAAUUCAUCUUAUUUUGCUGGUCUUGACUAUGAUAGUAAAGAAGAGUUCACCACUUUCUGCAGUCAGUUGCGCAUUAUCAUUUGUGAAAACUUUCGUCAGGCUACAUUUAUUGCUCCCCUUGUCACAUAUGGUUACACUGAACGCUGGCUUCAACAGCGUAUUCAACAGUCUAUGUCAGAUCCAACUCCAUUGACUAAUACCUCUCCAGCAUAUCUGGAGUGGGCUGCUGUUGCUUGUAUAUUGGACAGUGUUUUGAAUAAAAUUUUGCAAGUGGCUGAGCGACCACCUCCUGCAGCAGGCCUUCGACUUUUGGAACAAUGUUUGAACUUUGAGCCUGCAGAUCCUCUAGUGUUGUCUGAACUAUUGUCAUGCGUAUCAGCCCUAUUUGUGUUCUUGUCUAUGUCUCCUUCAACUAAUCUGCUCACCUCAGUUCUCAAUAAGAUCUUUGCGGCACUUGUGUUCUCCCAGCCUGGAGUGCCUAGAGAGAUGCUUAGCCGAGACAUCAAAUCUGUCAGACGCCAUGGUGCAUGUCUUAUGGUUAAAAUUGGCACCAAGUAUCCCUUAAUUUUGUUACCAAUUUUUGAUCAAAUAUAUGGAAUUGUUAGCAAUCUUCAUAGCAAACCUGCAUUGCUUUCAUCUCUAGAAAAAGUUACAUUACAGGAGAGCCUUUUGCUCAUCAACAAUCACUUUUAUGAGUAUGAACGGCAAACCAAGUUUAUUGGAGAAGAACUGAAGGGUCCUAGUUCAGUUUGGCUAAGUUUGGGUCAUGAAGCUUUUGCAAAUGCUCCAAGUUUGAUGGAAGCAGUUGGUUUACGCCAUGCAUUAACAGACUCAGUUAAUGAAGAAAAGUGGGGAACUAACCGCUCAAAUAUUAUGAUUUGUGUGAAUCUGAUGAUGGCUGUGGUGAAACGGUGCACCUGGCCAGAUGAUCCUGAUAAGGCAGCUAGAGGAGGUUUUGUGAUUCACAUGACAAAAAGUGGAAAUCCAGUAUAUCGUAAUCCUGCUGCCCCUCAUGUCGUCCCAAUGCUGCCAAACUUUUUUGCUCUAUUGCGAGCUAUGAACUCUCUGUGGACCCCUGAAGCACUUGCUUGCUUGUCAGAAGAUUACAGAUUAGUCUACAAAAUGACAGAUGGUGAGCGCGCACAGCUGGUUGGCAGUAGUAUCACUUCGUCCAGCCCAGAUCUUGACCUUGUGGACUCAGCAUGUACAGCAUCUAAUGGCUCAAGUGCACUCUCUAGUGCAAGAGCUCCUGCUCGAAUGCAGUCAUACAUUAGCACAUUGCAUGAUAAUUCAUAUCAUAUCCUGGGAAGUAUGGGAAUGUCAUUUGGAUGGGAUUUGUAUCAGCUCCCUGACCUUGCAACUAAUCUAAUCAAUACUGUUUUCCAUGGCCUUGAGUUUAUCCCUGACUAUAGACUCAGACCAAUUGUAAAAACAUUCCUCAAACCAUUUAUUGGAGCUUGCCCCUCUAUUUUUAAUGAAUCAGUCAUUCUACCAGUGCUUGCAAAUUUUUGCCCAUACAUGUUUGGAAGACUCAAUGCCAAAUGGCAGUACUUAGCUGAACUUCGUGAAGCUGGACAGAUUGAUGAUGAGAAUACAGAGGCUCAGGAAGUCGUUGAUGAUAUGCUCAACAGAAAUCUAACAAGAGAAUACCUUGAUGUACUGAAAGUAGCUUUGAUUGGAGGCUCUUCAGUUGUCGAGCUUGCAAACAAUGACAAUGUAGAUGGAAUGGAGCAAGAUGAGGGUAGCCGUCCACCGCCAUCUACCCAAUCUAUGGAAGUUAUCAGUGAGCUAGGUCAACAUAUAUUGCGCUGCCCACACACAAGUCAAUCCGUAGCUUUGUGUGUCCUCAGAGCUUUGUCAUGGCCCGACAGUGGAACAAGCUACAAAGCUGCCAUGCUUACAGGACCUAUGGUCCGUCAGCUCUUGGCAGAUGGUAGUGUUUCACCCAUGGUGGCCACACACAUUAUGACAUCAGUUCUACAAGGACUCCAGCUCCAUGGUCAUCAUGAUGUAAAUCAGAGUGUGUUGCUACAGCUUGGAACCCAAGUAUAUGAUAUGCUGAGACCACGCUUUGUGGAAGUGGUUGAGGUAAUGAAGCAAAUUCCUGGAAUAAAUAUCAUGGAGUUGCAAAAGCUGGAUGAAAAGGUUCUUAGUGGUGCAGCAUCUGCUGCAGCUGCUGGUCCUACUGGUGGACGAACUACAAAUAGUAAAACUGAGAAAGCAAAGAAAGACAAUUUCAAAAGACUUACAACUCAGUUAAUUAACUGUAGUUUAAGCCAGCUAUUCUGCAAGAAGGCUUGGAUUGCUGAGCUGCCCCGUCUGGACGUUCCAAGAAGAAUAAAACCACCUAGAGUUGAAGAUUUACCUGGGGAAACUGGCCUAGCUAGCUUGUUCCAUGGUAACUCAGCAUAGUUGUAUAAUCAUUCCAUCAUAUUGAGACUGAGAUCAUAUCUGCUGUGUUGUGAUUUAGUUCCUGUAAUUUUUGUCUUGUGAUCAUAUGCUUUUAGAUUUUUGGGUCAUUUUAACCUUGGCAUAUUCUGUUGCUUUAAAUUAUUUAUAAAAAAAGAAAUGUACAUAUUGUGCCUACAGCUGCUCAAAACAAAUGUCCAUCAAAUGGAUGUAUCAUUUAAAAACUAUGAAGUUUGAUUAGUUACCAAAUGAAUUAGGUAGAUUGAACAUUGCCUUAAGUAUAGUAAGUUAUUAAAUAAGAAUUGCUUACUGUAAAUAUCAGUUGAAUUCCAUGAGCAUGAUUGAUUCUUUUAUAUUGUGAUGAAAUGAUUUGCACAGAAAAUAAUCAAGAUUUUUAAAUAUGUAUUGUAAUGUCUCCUAGUACUGUGAAAAUUGAUUCAAAUGAUUGCAUUUCUUCUCAAUAUGCCCCUGGUGUAAGUACGGUGUGCCCAUUAAUAGGUUAAAAAGCAAAUCUAACUACAUUUGGUCUUCAGUAAUCUCCUGCUUUAAACUAAAGGUAGUUCUGUGUUUUGCUUCUUUUUUGCUUUCUAAUGUCCAGGCAUGUUUUAUCAUAUAACAAUAUCCAAAAAUUUUGACUCUUUAAAUAAAAAUGAACUAGGUAGGAAGAAUUUCUCAACUUCAAAUGACAAUAUUAAAAUGUGAUUAAUACUCAAAUAGUGCAUUGAUGAAAUUAUGAAAAUAGGUUUAAUAUGAUCUUAAACUACAUGCAAUUCAGCUGAACAGUUCUUUUCAUUCAAUUGUUGUUUUUUUUUGUUAAGUAAAAACCUAUUUAUUUUGGUUAGAUCUCAUGGAUCUCUUGAAUUUGUGCCUUCUUUAGUUGUCUUUUAUUAUAUAUAAUUCCAUGACAACUUUUAUUCUGCUCCUCUCAAGUUUUCUCAGGGCUCCUGGGUCAGCAUUUAUAGAUCAACCGUCAUUACUAAAAAUGUCGGUGUGAUCUGUAGAUCAAAAUUAUGUGUAAAAAUGUGGCCAUUAUUAGAGACUGACAACUCAUUUAUGUUCCUAUGAACUGCAAUUAAAACUCCUCAGAUUUCUCAAAUUUUUAAUUUUCUACAUCUUAUAAACUUCUGAAGUUAUGAAUAUGUAUUAGGUGUUCCAAGCUUAGUGAGCUUGUGCAUUUUACUGUCACAAUUAUAAUGCAUUUAUUACUAUUUUCAGAACCUUACGUGUCACACAUGUACUACAGGUAAAACAUAAAAUAAAAUGUCUGCAUUGUGUA